Messenger RNA from Betta splendens (Siamese fighting fish), 2033 nucleotides. RefSeq names its product pleiotropic regulator 1 (gene plrg1). The transcript has 15 exons. Gene Ontology annotation, biological process: mRNA splicing, via spliceosome. The record is from RefSeq and is a predicted model, not a curated record. NCBI's taxonomy places the organism in Eukaryota, Metazoa, Chordata, Actinopteri, Anabantiformes, Osphronemidae. Bases 152 to 1681 code for a protein of 509 amino acids. Gene Ontology annotation, molecular function: protein binding. Gene Ontology annotation, cellular component: Prp19 complex; catalytic step 2 spliceosome; precatalytic spliceosome.
GGUUUUUACUUCCGGAGCAUAGCGUCGGUGCUUUGGAUGUGAUGCUCAUGUUUUUACUUUUGUGCUUCAACUUCCUUCGCGACGAGGCCGAUAUUCAGAGAAAUUAAUAUAAUUGUCAUCUUAGCGUUGCAUUAGGGUGUUUAUCGCCACCAUGACGGAAGACGUCCAGAAGCACUCGGUCCACACGCUGGUCUUCAGGUCUUUGAAAAGAACCCAUGACAUGUUUGUGUCCGACCAAGCGAAAUCAGUUUCUCUGGACGAUGAAAGCCACAAACUGAAGAUGGGAGUGAAGCUGAAAGCUGACUAUGGUGCAGUUUUACACAUGCCUGUGCUAAAGGAAGGAAAAGACAGAGUUUCACUGAUUCCAGGCAGCAUGCCGGGCCACCAGAGCUACACACAGCCAGGAGAUGACCCAGAAUACCUGAUCACAGGGACCCACGCCUUCCCCUCUGGGCCUGGUGUAGCAUUGACUGCUGACACAACCAUUCACAGAAAUCCUACUGAGGCAGGAAUCCACUCCAUGGCUGUGGCUUUGCCACCCUCACAAGCAAGAUUGGAUGCAAGUCGCACUGCAGCCAGUGUGGCUGAGAUUCAUCGACUCCCUGUUGGAGCAGAGAGGUCAACUGCUCUGUCAUUAUUGGAAGGAGGUGGCACCAGAAGCUCUGCACUCACAAGGAAAGCACCAACAAUGCCCAAACCCCAGUGGCACCCACCGUGGAAACUGUUUAGGGUCAUUAGUGGCCACCUUGGCUGGGUGAGGUCUAUCGCUGUGGAGCCUGGCAAUCAGUGGUUCGUCACAGGUUCUGCUGACAGAACCAUAAAGAUCUGGGACCUGGCCAGUGGGAAGCUGAAACUCUCCCUGACAGGACACAUCAGUACGGUGCGAGGCGUGGCAGUCAGCAGUCGCAGCCCCUACCUCUUCUCCUGUGGAGAGGACAAGCAAGUCAAGUGUUGGGAUCUUGAGUACAACAAGGUCAUCAGGCACUAUCAUGGGCAUCUGAGUGCUGUGUAUGAUCUAGAUCUGCAUCCAACCAUUGACGUGCUAGUCACGUGCAGCAGAGAUGCCACAGCACGGGUGUGGGACAUAAGGACCAAAGCUAAUGUGCACACACUAACAGGACACACCAACACUGUGGCCACAGUCAGAUGCCAAGCUGCAGAGCCACAGAUCAUCACAGGCAGCCACGAUUCCACCAUCAGACUGUGGGAUUUGAUUGCUGGAAAAACCAGAGCCACAUUGACCAACCACAAGAAGUCUGUCCGAACUCUGGUGCUGCACCCCAGGCAAUACACAUUUGCUUCUGGUUCUGCUGACAACAUCAAACAGUGGAUGUUCCCAGAUGGAAACUUUAUCCAGAAUCUGUCCGGUCAUAACGCCAUUAUCAACACGCUGGCUGUUAACUCUGACGGCGUCUUGGUUUCUGGAGCCGACAAUGGAACCAUCCACAUGUGGGACUGGAGGACAGGCUACAACUUCCAGCGCAUCCAUGCAGCUGUGCAGCCGGGAUCUCUGGACAGCGAGUCUGGAAUCUUUGCCUGUGUGUUUGAUAACUCUGAGAGCAGACUGAUCACAGCUGAGGCUGACAAGACUAUUAAAGUUUACAAGGAGGACGACACAGCUACGGAAGAAAGCCACCCAGUCAACUGGAAGCCAGAAAUCCUCAAGAGGAAGCGAUUCUAGAUCUUUUUUUGAUUUGUUCCUCUUCUAGCAGUAACAAUUUUGAGUAUUAUUUGUACCAAACUGGCUGUAGUAGAUGAGCAUGUUUUCUUGUGCUCAGCCAAACACCUAAAUUCUGUCAGAUACAUGCAGUCUUCGAGUCAGUCUUUAUGAAGGCCCUCCGGUGGUUUCUGUAAAUCCACCAGGAGCGUUUCUUCAGAGUGGACUUCAUUCCUGCAGGGGUCUAAAAGUCAGUGUGUUAAAAUUAAUUUUUUUGCCACUUGUACAGACAUGGAAUCCUACAUUGCCCCUUUUUCUGGUUUGCAAUGUGAAGCAGAUAUUUUGCUCCAUUUUAAUAAAAACGGGAUUUUUCACA